CCAGUGAGGCAGCGCCAUAGUCACCGUAGUCCUGGCGACUGUAACCCACCAACAACAACCUCUCGCUCCAUCAUUACCACCUCCUCCACCAUCCUCAUCUUCAUCAACCAGUCCACAGCUCAGGCGCCAUGCAGACCCCUGAAGCAGGCGCUGACUCCACCUCCACCGUCCCUCUUCAGACCACCGUGCCUGUCCAGCCUACAGGCUCCACACAGCAGGUGCCUGUCCAGCAACAGGCCCAGACUGUUCAACAGGUUCAGCAUGUUUACCCAGCACAGGUGCAGUAUGUGGAGGAAAACAGUGGCGUCUACACCAAUGGCAACAUAAGAACCUACUCGUACUCGGAGCCGCAGCUGUACAGCCAGAACAGUGGAGGAAGCUACUUCGACACACAGGGAAGCUCAUCACAAGUGUCCACUGUGGUGACAUCUCAUGGCAUGACCAACAAUGGAGGAGGGGGCAAUGGAGGGAUGAGCAUGAACCUGGCGGGGGGUCAGGUAAUCAGCACCAGUCCUGGCUCUUACAUCAUGGACAACGCUGGACCCCACCCUGCCACCCAGACAGCAAGAGCUUCACCCGCCACUAUUGAAAUGGCGAUUGAGACACUCCAAAAAUCUGAGGGUUUAUCCAGUCAGAGAAGCUCGCUGCUCAACAGCCAUCUCCAGUGGCUGUUGGACAAUUACGAGACAGCAGAGGGCGUAAGUCUACCACGCUCCACCCUCUACAAUCACUAUCUGCGCCACUGCCAGGAGCAGAAACUGGACCCUGUCAAUGCAGCCUCUUUUGGCAAACUCAUUCGCUCCAUCUUCAUGGGACUCCGUACAAGGCGCCUUGGGACAAGAGGGAACUCUAAAUAUCAUUACUAUGGUAUACGUGUGAAACCGGACUCGCCACUCAAUAGACUUCAAGAAGACAUGCAGUAUAUGGCCCUCAGACAGCAGCCAGUCCAGCAGAAACAGAGGUUCAAGCCGGUGCAGAAGUUUGAUGGCUGCUCCGGGGAGAAUUACACAGCUGGAGGCCAGCCCCAGCCUGGUGCAGAGGAGCAAACAGUCAUCGCACAGAGUCAACACCACCAGCAGUUCUUAGAUGCAUCGCGGGCGCUCCCUGACUUUGUAGAGCUGGACGUUGGACAGAGCAAUACCGAGAACAUCAGCCCAGAGGAUGUGAAAGCUCUCCAGUCCCUUUACAGAGAGCACUGUGAGGCUAUCCUGGAUGUGGUCGUCAACCUGCAGUUCAGUCUAAUUGAGAAGCUGUGGCAGACAUUUUGGCGUUAUUCUCCCCCUGACUCUGUAGAGGGGGAAACUAUAACAGAAAACAGCAGCUUAAGUGAGAUUGAAGCUCGGCUGCCCCACUCUCAGCUAUUGGAACUGUGCAGAAACGAGGCUGUACUCAAAUGGAUGAGCACCUGUGACCAUCUGAUGUACCAGGCCCUUGUGGAGAUCCUCAUUCCUGAUGUCCUGAGACCUAUUCCCAGUGCCUUGACUCAAGCCAUUCGCAACUUUGCCAAAAGCCUGGAAGGUUGGCUCAAUAAUGCCAUGAAUGCCAUUCCACAGAGAAUGAUCCAGACCAAGAUUGCCGCUGUUAGUGCCUUUGCGCAAACACUGCGCAGAUACACAUCUCUGAACCACCUGGCUCAGGCGGCACGUGCUGUUUUGCAAAACACAUCCCAGAUCAACCAGAUGCUGAGUGAUCUCAACCGUGUUGACUUUGCAAACGUACAGGAGCAGGCAUCGUGGGUGUGCCAGUGUGAGGAGGGGGUUGUUCAGCACUUGGAGCAGGACUUCAAGGCCACCCUGCAGCAGCAGAGCUCUCUGGAGCAGUGGGCGGCCUGGCUGGAGAAUGUGGUCACUCAGGUGCUCAAGCCUUACGAGCACCGGAGCAGCUUCCCCAGGGCGGCUCGCCAGUUCCUGCUCAAGUGGUCCUUCUACAGUUCUAUGGUGAUCAGGGACCUGACCCUGCGCAGUGCUGCCAGCUUCGGUUCCUUCCACCUGAUUCGCCUGCUGUACGACGAGUACAUGUUUUACCUGGUGGAGCAUCGCGUGGCACAAGCUACUGGAGAGACAUUCAUGGGUGUCAUGGGAGAGUUUGACAGCCUCAACUCCUUGUCCCUGGCUAACAUUGAUAAAGGGGAUGUUUUCUCCUGUCCAGAUGAGAUGAGUGGGAUGGACAGCGACUUAGACGACGACCCGGAGGAGAGCGGGGAACCUCUGGCCAAGCGAGAGAAGUCUGAGCACGAGGUGAUCCAGGUGAUCCAGGUGGGGGCGCUGGAGGACGGGUCCCACCCUGUAGUGGGGGUGGUCCAGCCGGGCGUCCUCCACUCGCUGCCCCAGCCCCCGCAGGACCACAGCGAGCACAUCCUCACCCCCUCUGCCGCUACGCCCACCAUCCGCCACUGCAGCGCCACGGGCAACACCUACGCCUCCGUCUGAGGGUCUAAGGGCACGGCCAUCUUUGUCUGGCCUUGUUUUUGCUAUCUCACACUCCACAUAUCUCCCCCCUCUGUAAGUCUAGAUGUUUCCGUCUCUCUCAUGCAUUGUCUCUGUCUGCCCUUGUGUGGACACGCUCUCCUCGCCCUAUCAGUGGGGGGGGAGUGCUGAAAUGAGGAAGAUGUGCUGUCCUGUGGAUGUGGUGUCAUCCCAUAAGUCUGUGCUCUAUCGCAAUGCGGCAGCUGGCGGAGGACUAAUUCGACCCGUUAAAUGUCUCCUCUCUAGAUAUGACUUAAUGCCUCUUAAGGUUUUGUCUUGAAGGGAAAUCCAACUCUUUCUUACUACUGAUGUCUCAGAGCUCAAAUCCAUGUCACUAGUCCCAGUGGAGCAGAGUCCUCCAUUGACUCAAGACCUUCACCUGCUGUAAAUAGUUCUGCUGUACUUUCAAUUGGUAUUACCCAAAACUCAUGGUGCUAUCAUUGUUUUAUUUUUAUUUCCAUGAAUCCCUCCUUAUUCAGAUUUAUGUCCACAUGCAUUCCAACUGCUGCAAAACCGUUUGGCUGAACAAAAUAUUUUUAGUAUUGUAUGUAGCUAAAAACCAAUGGAGGACUUUUUUUUUUGUAUGUAUGGCGUUCGGGUAAAAAAGGAUCAUGAGACAGUUCUGUCUGUUCUGUUGGAAAAUGAUAUGGUAGCCACCCACCCACUGAUAGAUUUGAGUUACGGAAACCCUGAAUGGAAUACCUGUGCUGCUUCUUGUGUGUAUAUAGAAAUGAGAUUGAGGAGACCAGCUGUAAAAAAAAAACACUUUCUCAACGCUAGCUUUUCUAUGCACCCCGUGCAGAACGCUUGCCUUUCUUCAUUUUAGAUGCUCUGCAGUGUGGUUUACAUAACCAGCAGUAAUCUUAAAAAACAACCCGACUGGACAUGCUCCCCUGUUAUUUUACAGUUUGUCUUAAUGAAGUUUCUUAAAUUCACAAAGGACCAAAAAACAAACCAACACGAGGGAGCUGAGAGUGAGCCACUUGGGGCCACCUGAGAGCUGUUUCCUGUCCCACAGUGCCAUGUUGCAGAGCAGAAGGAAUGUCAGGGAUUAAAUGUACCUCGGCUUUAUCAUAGUGCCUUAUCCUUAAAUGCAGCUGUCCUUGUAGUCCUGACUGUGUGCUGCAGAGAGCCCACAGCCCCCCCUCUGCAUUGUCCCGGCCACACAUUUUGGCUUUCUGGUGACUCGUGGCUGGAUUUGGGCCGGCUCGUCAGUGCUGAGACUGAGGGAUGCAGACUCACCUGUCGUCGUUUCCUCUGGAUCAGCUCCACAAAGCUUCUAACUUAUCGCGGUUGUUUAGCCUUGCUCCUGCCCUCACUCUGCCCUCUUGACGCCUAUUCUUGCAUUAGCCUUUCGUUAUCGGGUGUGUUUGUUUGUGUGGGAUGCGUAGGUCUGCACUGUGUUUUUUAAUGUACAUGUGUAUAUACGCCUGUGUGUCUGCGUUCUUGUGUGUGUGUGUGUGUGUUGGAACACAUCCAUCAGUCACCCUACCUCAAACCAGUGGUGCCAGCCCUUUGACGCGUGCAGCACAGUCACCAAACCUUAUUGCACACACACCACUGUACUGCACAACUCUCAACGCGACAGAGAAAACACUGCAUUUGCUUUUCUCUCACCUCUGAUACAUUCCAUUUUCCGUUUUUAGCCCGUAAAAAAUAAAUGCUUUCAUCCCUUUGUUCCCUGUUUAAAGAUCAUCUUUGUACAGUGGACCAAAAGUAGAUAUUUUGUGAUAUUCAAAGAGAUAUAUAGAUAUAUAUAUGUAUAGUAUAUAUAAUGAUGAUACACUACAUAUAUUUGUUGCUUUAUAUGUGAUUGUUUCUUUUCGUAGCUCCUCUGUAAUUAGCUCAUAGACUGUGAAACGGCAUGGGGACUCACUUGUGAUUCAUUAGACUACAUCUAUACUUGAACUGUUCUAGCAUUCUACUGUAUGUCGUGGAGAUUAUUGAGAUUAAUCCUCUGAAUAGGGACGUUUUGUUACUAAAAAGGAUUUGUGUUUGGUCUGCCGAUUUCUCUGCAGAAAUGUUUUAUUUAUUAAUAUUUAUUGUGUUUUGGUUGAGAUGCUUACCCGUUAAAACAUAUUUUAAAGGGUACUACUGAUAAUGAAUCAUACCACUGCAAACAGCAGACCUACUGUACAGGAGGACCAGAUUUGUUUUUGUGUUCUUUUGUUUGUUGAUAUGUUUUUAAGGUUAAAAAAGAAAAAGGGUUGGCACUGUAUGUUCUGUAAUCACUUUCUGAAGGCUCCAUCACUUGUCAAAUGUUUUCUUUAGAUAUUAGAUGAUCUUUGCCAUUUUUUGUAUACUGUUCCUGUGUAAAGAAGCUAAGCAGUAAGUGUGGGUGGGGGAGAAAACACUGCACGUCAGAGAGGAUUUUGGGUCAGCAGACUUUCGCAGGUAUUUUGUUCGAUAAUGACACUUUGGGGACCUGAAAAGUAAAUUCCUUGCUCAUCGAUUAAACCUACGGUACACCUCUUAUAGACUUACACAGAGUCUAGUGAUUUUGAAAUGUCUGGUUUACCAGAUCUAAGAAUUGAGCGCAAACAAAUCAUGCUUUCCUCGGAGCAGUUUGAAAAGGUCAAUGAACUUUCAGUAGCUGGAAGUUGAACGCCCGAGGCAUUAAGUUUUACAUCAGUUCACGGCCAUAAGGAACUUGCCUCCUGACUUUUGGUAAUAAACUGCCACGUUGCAGAGAAAAGUAAUGAAAAUGUCCAAUAUAAGAAUGAAUGCAUACGAAAACGUAAGACUUAGAAUAGCUCUUAUACUUUCUCCAGAGCUGCUCAUAAAUCACAAAUAACUGCAACCCCAUACCCAAGAGCUCAUUUGACCGACUCCAACAUGCACUGAAUAUUUUGAGAAUGACGUUGUAAAAAAAUGAGGUCCAGUCUGCGACUUUAAAUCUGAAAUGAUGUUGUAAAUCUGGAUAAUGUGUUCCCGUUAGGAAGCGGAAGGUUUAGCAGGAUACUUUUUCUUGUUUCACGUUUUUACCUUUGUACCACUGAAGGAUUUGUUUUCAAAUAGGAAUUUCAGCUCCCUUGUCAUAUACAUAGAACUUGUAUUAUUUUGUGCCUGAAGUGAAAACGGCUUAUAAAAAAGUUUUCUUUAAAUCUUAAUUGUGUGCUUUAGGAUCAUAAGUGCUUUCUGGUCUUGCACGCCUACCAUGUGCUGCUAGAAACGGUGGUGUUUUUGUUUUCCCACUCUAGACUCUAUGUGCCAGACAGUGAUAUUGUUGCUUUCUGCAUCUCAUGGUUAACACUGGACUGACGCUAAUGCUGCCAACACAAUUGUACUUUAUUUCUCAGUGUCUUUGAAAUCGAGAAGAUUGUUUUUGUAACAGCUGUUUGCAAAGGAGCCUGUUUUGAACCAGAGAAAAAUAAAAAAAAGCAGUUCCUUAUUUGUCACGGGAGCGGGAGCUGAAGGAUGCCUCUUCACCUGGACAUAACGGCAGCUUCACUGACCCAGAGCAGACUCCAGUGCCUUUCUUUUCGCCCCGGCCACAGCAGAUGGCCUGGGCGACUAUUGGGUCUCUGGUGGGCUACAGAUAGAGGCUAUCAGCGCAGACAUUUCAUUACACAGGUGCUGCCACUGAGAAGACCCCAGGGAAGCAUAAAGACCUGUCCUCAGACUAUUUAUUUACUGGAUGUGACGCCACACACACACACACACACAGUAGUUUACACAUGGUAGAUUACCUGCAAACAGCUUUUUAUUGUACAGAACUGAACAAGGAGAGCGACUAAGUAAAAUGCUCUCCGAUGACUCGUUUUUCUCAUGAUGGUGAUUUCUUUUGUCAAAUGAUAUUUUCUGAAUGCUGUGACCCGUUUGAGAUUUGUAUUUGGAUGUUUUCAAGUGCCAUUUGACAGUCUAGUGAGUCGUGGCCAUCUGUAGCACGCUCUAAUGCAAGCACAAGCAUUUGGCAGUGGCAUUUGGGGAAGGUUUUCUUUUUUGAUUCACCCUAGACAAACAUAUGUAUAUAUCAAAAACUGAAAAAGGUAUAUUUAUUUGUGUCUUAAUUAUUUGAUUUGUUCUCUUGGUGAACAUUUCAUCAGAUAUGUUGGCUAAAGUGCUUUUGUGAUUUCUUUUUCCUCUUUUUUUUUGGAUAAUGUAUAGUAUCUGAUAUAAUAUAUACACACAAAUUUAAUGUGACCUUUUUGUGUGCCAUUACGUUUUUCUUCUCAAAUUGGCAAGCGAACCAAUGCGUGUAGGGUGAUUUGUAUUGUGUAUUUUACAUAAAAAACGAGGACAAUUGGGGGACUUUUAUAUUUAUAAAGACAUUAUCAUUUAGUGUGUCGUAUUGAUGAAUAUAGAAACUAUAAAAGACACAUGUAGUUUGGUUUUCUGAAUAUUUCAGAUCUCAGCUCAGGCUAGCUUCUUAGUGUUGUUUUCUUAAAGAUUUGUGAUUCGUCUUUGCAGUAAUAAACGUUUUCUUGUUCAAA
Gymnodraco acuticeps is the source of this 6898-nucleotide messenger RNA. It is a transcript of the gene rfx3, whose product is annotated as regulatory factor X, 3 (influences HLA class II expression). NCBI's taxonomy places the organism in Eukaryota, Metazoa, Chordata, Actinopteri, Perciformes, Bathydraconidae. Gene Ontology annotation, molecular function: RNA polymerase II cis-regulatory region sequence-specific DNA binding; DNA-binding transcription factor activity, RNA polymerase II-specific. Gene Ontology annotation, biological process: regulation of transcription by RNA polymerase II. Gene Ontology annotation, cellular component: nucleus. The record is from RefSeq and is a predicted model, not a curated record. The transcript is spliced from 17 exons. The coding region runs from base 129 to 2429 and encodes 766 amino acids.